AUGGGAACAGCCGGGCUGCGCAAGCUGCAGCUACUGCUCCUGCUGGGCGCUUGGAGGGCGCUUGGAGGUGCCGCGCGAUGCCGCGUCACCCUGGUUUUGUCCCAGCAGAAGGCGACUGGUGCCGUCUGCAGGAGCUCAGAAGUCACCCAAGACAGCGAACUGGCCACGCUACGCAUGCGCCUGGGUCGCCACGAGGAGCUGCUGCGCGCGCUGGAAAAGCGCGCGGCGGAGAGUGGUGCGCUCGCGGGCGAGGUGCGCGCGCUGCGAGAACACAGUCUCAGCCUGAACACGCGCCUGGGCCAGCUGCGCACGCAACUGAAGCAGGAGGAGGGGGCGGAGCCUGACCUGGGGGCGGAGCCUGCUGCCGCGCUUGGUUUGCUCGCGGAGCGCGCGCUGGACGCUGAGGCCGAAGCGCGCCGGACGACCGCGCGCCUGCAGCAGCUGGACGCACAGCUCCGUGAGCAUGCGCAGCUCAUGAGCCAGCAUAGCAGCCUCCUUGGUCGCCUGCAACGCGCGUGCGCGGGCCCGGACCGGGGACAGCAGCAGGUAGUCCUGCCACUGCCCCUGGUGCCUUUGGUUCCUCUGAGUCUAGUGGGCAGUGCCAGCAACACCAGCAGGAGGCUGGACCAAACUCCAGAGCACCAGAGAGAGCAGAGCUUGAGACAGCAGGGGCCUCCAUCUUCUCCGCUGCCCACAGGGCACCUUGCUGUCCCCACCAGGCCAGUGGGUCCAUGGAGGGAUUGUGCAGAGGCUCACGGGGCAGGUCACUGGCAGAGUGGAGUGUAUGAACUUCGGCUGGGCCGUCGUGUGGUGUCCGUGUGGUGUGAACAGCAGCAGGAGGGUGGAGGCUGGACCGUCAUCCAGAGGCGGCAGGAUGGCUCUGUCAACUUCUUCACCAACUGGCAGCACUACAAGGUGGGCUUUGGGCGGCCGGACGGAGAGCACUGGCUGGGCUUGGAGCCCGUGCAUCAAGUGACUAGCCGUGGGGACCACGAGCUGCUGAUACUCCUAGAAGACUGGGGGGGCCGUGGGGCACGCGCCCACUAUGACAGCUUCUCCUUGGAACCCGAGAGUGACCACUACCGUCUGCGGCUUGGCCAGUACCAUGGUGAUGCUGGAGAUUCCCUCUCCUGGCACAAUGACAAACCUUUCAGCACUGUGGAUAGGGACAGAGACUCAUAUUCGGGUAACUGUGCCCUGUACCAUCGUGGGGGCUGGUGGUACCAUGCCUGUGCCCACUCCAACCUCAAUGGUGUAUGGUAUCAUGGAGGUCAUUACCGGAGCCGAUACCAAGACGGGGUCUACUGGGCCGAGUUCCGUGGUGGGGCGUACUCUCUGAAGAAGGCUGUUAUGUUAACCCGGCUUGUACGGUUGUGACU
Arvicanthis niloticus (Nile rat) is the source of this 1379-nucleotide messenger RNA. The record is from RefSeq and is a predicted model, not a curated record. Lineage: Eukaryota; Metazoa; Chordata; Mammalia; Rodentia; Muridae.